Callorhinus ursinus (northern fur seal) is the source of this 420-nucleotide messenger RNA. RefSeq names its product transmembrane protein 272 (gene TMEM272). Lineage: Eukaryota; Metazoa; Chordata; Mammalia; Carnivora; Otariidae. The record is from RefSeq and is a predicted model, not a curated record.
AUGAAGUUUUUGGAGGACUGCCCCAUACACCUCCUCAUUCAUCUCUGUUUGCUAGUGGGUGGGAUCAUUGGAGCCUUAAAGGGGUCUCUCCUGCUGUACGACUCCACGAGGAUGAGGCAGCUUCUGUCCAAGGCCAUGGUGAUCGACAAUGACAACGAUGAUGAAUAUCCCUGGAGGCAGAAUGCACACAAGUAUUAUAGACACCUCAGCCUCAGCCUCUUCCUCUGCCUCUGUUUCAUUCUGGGAAACCACUGGGUCUUUUCCGUUUACCUGCCUGAUUUUAUUCCCCCUUUCCAGCAGCCUCAGGAUUACUGGGACAAAACCCUGUACCUCUUUGCAGUAGGGGUCCUCGUGCUCAGCCACACCGUGCUGGGCCUACUGGUCCUAUGCAGCGGUUGUGUCUACGUGUGGUCCAGGUGA